Messenger RNA from Stylonychia lemnae, 240 nucleotides. Lineage: Eukaryota; Ciliophora; Spirotrichea; Sporadotrichida; Oxytrichidae. The record is from the annotation of a GenBank genome assembly.
AUGAACAAAGAGAAGGGAUCAAGGGAUGCUUUGUCUAGCAGUGGAGAAGUAGUCUACACAUAGAGUAGUCUUACUAAUGAUGCUUCUAGUUUACUAACUCAAAUAGUACAGUUGAUUGUGAAAAGUAUCUUUCUUUUUAGACCGAACUCAGGGAUCAUGUUGAUAAACAAAAUAUCAAUAAAUAUUGAUAACCCUACUAAGUAGAACAAAUUGAUGAGUAACACUACUCGAGUAGAAUGA